Dunckerocampus dactyliophorus (ringed pipefish) is the source of this 3566-nucleotide messenger RNA. RefSeq names its product signal transducer and activator of transcription 4 (gene stat4). Bases 115 to 2328 code for a protein of 737 amino acids. NCBI's taxonomy places the organism in Eukaryota, Metazoa, Chordata, Actinopteri, Syngnathiformes, Syngnathidae. The record is from RefSeq and is a predicted model, not a curated record. The transcript has 24 exons. Gene Ontology annotation, biological process: regulation of cell population proliferation; cell surface receptor signaling pathway via JAK-STAT; response to peptide hormone. Gene Ontology annotation, molecular function: RNA polymerase II cis-regulatory region sequence-specific DNA binding; DNA-binding transcription factor activity, RNA polymerase II-specific.
GGGAUCACUUCCUGUACUGAAGUACAAUGAAAACGAAAGUCAAAGGGAAACGUGCACAUGGUCGAGUACGUGCCACAGACUGACAAUCAGCUCUGACUCCCGCAGGUCAGCAGUAUGAGCCAGUGGAAGCAAAUCCAGCAGCUGGAGAUUAGACUCCUGGAACAUGUGGACUAUUUGUAUGAUGACAACUUUCCAAUGGACGUCAGGCAGGGUCUGGCCGCCUGGAUCGAGGGUCAGGAUUGGGACACAGCCGCCGACAAUGAAUUGAUGGCAGCCAUGCUGUUCACCAACCUGCUGUCCCACUUGGAGAGGCUGCGCUCUCAAGAGCAGAACUUCUUGCAGAGACACAAUAUGAAAAUCAUACAACAACAGCUCCAGGCGAAAUAUUCAAGUAACCCAGUGGCCAUGGCCAGAGUGGUCUCCAACCGCCUCAGAGAAGAGCGGCGGAUCCUCUCCAGCGCUUGCAUGCAGGAACAGGGUCCACUGGAGAAGUCACUGCAGAAUUCAGUGGCCUCUGAGAGGCAGAAGAAUAUGGACGGCAGAAUUGGGAUCAUCAGGGGAAGUGUGCAACUGAUGGACCAUGGAGUGAAAUACAUCGAGGACAUGCAGGAUGAUUUUGAUUUCCGCUACAAGACCCUUCAGUCUCGAGAUCCAGCAGAGAGGAACUCUGACCUGAUGAAACAGGAAGUAACAAGACUGCAAGAAAUACUAAACAUACUCGACUCGAAAAGGAAGGAGAUUCUGUCAAAGAUGGCUGUUGCCAUCAAGGAGGUUGAUGACAUGAUGACGUCUCAGCUCAUUCCUGAGCUUCAGGACUGGAAACGGAAACAGCAAAUGGCUGCCAUUGGGAGCCCGGUGCUCACCAGCUUGGACCAACUGCAGAGCUGGUUUACUCUAACAGCCCAGAGUCUCUUCCAGAUUAAGCGCCAGCUGGACAAACUGGGGGAGCUGGUUUUGAAGGUCACCUAUGACAGUGACCCCAUCCCCUUCCAAAAACCCCAGUUGGAGGAAAGAGUAAAAUACCUCAUUUAUCACCUCAUCAAGAGCUCAUUUGUGGUGGAGAAGCAGCCCUGUAUGCCCACAUAUCCACAGAAACCCCUCGUCAUCAAGACAAGUGUGCAAUUCACCACAAAAGUCAGGCUCCUGGUUAAACUUCCGGCAGUGGAUUAUCAGCUGAAGGUUAAAACAACAUUUGACAAGGACCUCCCUCCAGGCCGAGUAAGUCGUCAGUUUUUUAUCCUGACCAAUAACACUAAAGUCAUGGAUAUUGAGGAUUUCUCCAACGGCUGCCUUUCAGUGGAAUUUAGACACUUGCAGCUAAAAGAGAAGAAAUAUGCUAGCUCCACAAAGGGGAAUGAGAAUCUGUUGUCUGUAACAGAAGAACUUCACACUUUAUGUUUCGAGGCAUACUUCACAGUGCAAGGCCUUAACAUCGACUUGGAGACAUGUUCCCUGCCACUGGUGGUCAUUUCUAAUGGGAGUCAGCUGCCUGGCGCCUGGGCCUCUAUCAUGUGGUAUAAUCUUUUGACUGAUGAGCCGAGGAACUUGGCCUUUCUCAGCAAUCCACCUCGAGCCACAUGGUCGCAGCUCUCAGAGGUGCUCAGCUGGCAGUUCUCCGCCAACACUGGUCGGGGCCUCAACAAGGAGCAGCUCACUAUGUUGGGAGGAAAGCUUCUUGGUCUGCAUGCCUCCGAUGGUGAUCAAGUCCACUGGUCUAAGUUUUGUAAGGAGAAUAUUCCAGGAAAACCUUUCAGUUUCUGGAUAUGGCUGGAGUCCAUCCUGGAAUUGAUCAAGAAGCACUUGCUGCCCGUGUGGAAUGAAAACUACAUCAUGGGUUUCGUGAGUAAAGAGAUGGAGCGAAUUCUGUUGCGGGAGAAAGAGUCAGGCACUUUCCUCCUGCGCUUCAGCGAGAGCCACCUUGGAGGAAUCACCUUCACCUGGGUGCAACACAGUGAUAGCGGAGAGGUCAACUUCAACUCUGUGGAGCCGUACACGAAAAGCCGUCUGAACGCACUAGCGUUUCCUGACAUCAUAAGGGACUACAAAGUGAUCUCAGAUGGGGUUGUCCCCAAGAACCCACUCAAGGUCCUCUAUCCUGACAUCCCCAAAGACCAGGCCUUUGGACAGCUUUACAACAGUCUACCCAAUAAAGUCCAUCCAUACAUACCAUCCACUCUGGUCCCCAUGUCUGAACUGCGGUCAAAUGUGAGCCCCCCAUCACCUCCUUGUGAGUCACCUGAGCCUCCGAUGACCCCAGGAGAGUUUGACAUGCUCAACAAGACCUUAUGCUUGGAUAUGGAUGUUAUUGCAUCUCCAUAUUGCGAGUAGAGAGCGACACACACACACACACACACACACACACACACACACACACACACACACUGUCUACUCCCAGGUCAGCCAAUCCUGGGCCAAGCAAAAUGCAGUCAACUGUUGUUGUGUUAUCAUGCUUAAGUUGUUUUCUAUCACAGUCCCUCGUUUAUCUCGGUUCACUGGUUCCAAAAUAAGAAAGAAAUGAAUUUCCAUCAAGUUGUUGACACUUUUGUUGCACAACAUCACAUACUUCCCCAGUCUUGAACUUUGAACCCUGCAUCUGAGACGGUGGUGCGGCUACUUUAUGACUUUUUUACAAACUUGUGACAUCUCCUGUACUGAGAAAUGACUACGAGUCCUUUAAAUACUGCCUCUCACAAGUAAGUGAGGAAACGGUGGCUCUCUCUUUGACAGAAGCCAGUCAUGAGCUGCUAGAAACCUCAAGACCAGCUCAUCAAGUCACUGGAGAUGGCAGGAGGUCAUGACUCAAUAGAACAUUUGGACGACCGCUUUCAUCCUACAAACUUAUCACACAGCAGCUAACACUCAAAAUGUAGCUUCUAAAUAUACGAGACAAGUACCGAUACAAGUUUCUAAUGAGAAACCAAAGCGAUUUGAACUUGUACCCACAAUCCAUUGCGUCAAGCAGAGAAGUUCAUUGGCCAAUGGCUGCCCGCUGCCGGGCCACCAGAGGGAGCUCAUGAGCUCCCAGGGACCUCCUAUGAGCUCAUGAAAGCCCAACCUAAUUUUCCCAAAAAGUACCCUAUUUUGUUUUGCUCGCUUUUCCUAACAUUACGACGUUUAAAAAAAGUCACAUUUUAACUCUACACUGCUAAAAUUACGUCAUUUUUCCUCAUAUUUCGUAAAAUUGCAGCUGUUUUUCUCGUUUCUGCUGCUGCUUUUUUUCCCAACUAUUUCAGCUUUCUUCUUGUCAAUUUUCUUCUCAUAAUUAUGAUUUUAUUCCCAUAAUAUUUUCACUUUGUUCUCGUAACAUUAGAAGUUUUCCAGCAACCUCAUCUUCCAAAAAACGUCAACUUUAUGCAUCGUUUUGUUUGCUUCUCCCAACAUUAAGAACUUCAAAAAUGUAACUCUCUUUUCUUUAAUGUUCCUAAUUUAUGAUACUAAAAUGAUGUAUUUUUUUUCAUUUCACGUGGUUCUUAUAAAAUUACAACUUUUUUCGGUCUAACCUGCGUGGCUCGCGGAUCAUUACACUUGACAACUAGAAAUAGGAGUUAUAGUCAUGAAAUAAAUAC